UCCGGGAGGGGCCCGCUGGAGCAGCCCGCAAGAGAGCUCCGAGACUGGCGAGCAGGACUGGGCGGCGGAGGCGGCUCUCUCCUGCGUCCCCAGCCAGCGGCCGCCGCCAUGGUGCCCAACCAGCUGAGACUCUCCGCGGCCGCACGUGGCCAUGGAGGCUAUGAUUCUGAUUUUAGUGAUGAGGAGAAUGGAGAGAAGACUGUGCAAAAGACUAAAAGUAAAAAGGAAGACAGCCUUCUGAUAAAGCCAUUUCAAAAGGGAAAGCAAGGAAGUGCAGUUCACAGACAAUUCGCAGCUGAAGAAUGGGAUAGGGAAGAAGCAAGAAAAAGAAGAUUUCAUCUGAUAUCAAUGGAUGCUUAUGAAAGACAUAAAAAGUUUGUCAGUGACUACAUUUUAUACUAUGGUGGCAAAAUCGAAGAUUUCCGACGUUCUGGAGCAAAUGACAAGACGGAUCUUGAUGUCAUUAGAGAAAACCAUAGAUUCCUGUGGAAUGAAGAUGAUGAAGCAGACAUGAAUUGGGAGAAGAGGCUUGCGAAGAAGUACUAUGAUAAAUUGUUCAAGGAAUACUGUAUAGCAGAUCUCAGUAGAUACAAAGAGAAUAAGUUCGGAUUUAGAUGGCGGCAUGAGAAAGAAGUAGUUUCAGGAAAAGGUCAGUUUUCCUGUGGAAAUAAGCAGUGUGAUGAGCAAGAAGGCCUGAAGAGCUGGGAGGUGAAUUUUGGCUACGUAGAACAUGGUGAAAAAAGGAAUGCACUUGUGAAAUUGAGACUGUGUCCAGAAUGUUCCUACAAACUAAACUUUCAUCACCGGAGGAAAGAAGUCAAAGCACGCAAGAAAAAAGGCACAACUGUACUGACCUCUAAAGAGCCAAAAACUAAGAAAACAAAAUUGUCUUCUUCAGCAAAAAAUAAGUCAAAAAAAAAGAUUCAUAAAGAUCAGACUUCUUCAGAGGAUUCAGAUAAUUCUGAUAAAGGUUCAGAUAACAGCGAUGCACAAGAUGGUCCUUCAGAUGCUGACUUUUGGAAAGGUCCUCUACAAGAACCAGAUGAAAAAUCACGGGAGGAGGAGUUCGAUGAGUAUUUUCAAGACUUGUUUCUCUGAAACUUGACAUUUAUCUAUGCUGAUUUUCUUCAUGAAUUGUGAAGGUGAAAGUCUGGAAAUUCAGUCAUAAUUAAGGAGAUGUCUUUUUGUUAGCAUACCUUUUUCUACAGUCACACAUAUGGACCAUCUCAGUAGAUAGUCUUUGUAGAAGGCUUCAGGUCUAAAAACUUUUUUUUUCUUGUGAUAGGCUGUAUACUCUUAAGAGUGUAAGUGCAAAAACAUAAAUAGCACUCAAAAGAUGUAAACAAACAAUAUAGUUUAUUGACAUUACAUUAAGGAAGUUGGUUGCUUUUUGUUUUAUCCCAAACAUCUGUUACUGUCAGAUUUUUGUAAAGGGGCAUUUUGGAAGAUGCUGUUCUUAGCUUGAAGUCAUACAUUUUAAUAUAUUCAUAUUUCUAACUUAUUAAACAAGAGUGAAUACCCUUAACUCUAUUGGUCAUUUAUUAGUCUCUGUGAGUAUUUUUUGAAUGUUAAUGGAGAAGUUCAGUUGUUGGUUUUUUCCUUAAGUAAACUCUAUCUGAAAUGUCUGCCCUACUUUCUAGAAAAGUUUAGUUCCUUGUGACUUUGUUUUAAAUUUUAGUUACAAUACAAUGUGAAGGAUAAUUCCACUUACAAAAAAUCUUGUUGGUUGGUGACUUUUUUGAUGUAAAAAAAUAAAAUGUGCAGCUUUCUGUACAUGUGGCUUGUAGAUUAUCUAUGGUUUCUGAUCUCCUUAAGAUUGAUUGAAUGUUAAUCCUUCUUUAAGGUGUAAUUCUAAAUAUACAAGUAAAGAAUGUAUAUUGCUUAAGAAACCCACUGGAUUAGUUCUCUUCUUUAAAUUGCAACACAACUUUAAACAUUCUUUAUUAUGUAUUGUUUCCAAAGAAACAAUCUGCAUGUGCAUAGUUAGAGUGGCUAUUUUCUUUGUUGGGUGAAAAUU
This is a messenger RNA of Dryobates pubescens (Downy woodpecker), 2017 nucleotides long. RefSeq names its product protein FRA10AC1. The transcript has 14 exons. The record is from RefSeq and is a predicted model, not a curated record. Gene Ontology annotation, biological process: dephosphorylation. Bases 109 to 1098 code for a protein of 329 amino acids. Lineage: Eukaryota; Metazoa; Chordata; Aves; Piciformes; Picidae. Gene Ontology annotation, molecular function: phosphatase activity.